CAGUAGAGAAACACACGGUUCCUAGUUCAGGAGGAAGAUCGCAGCGACCUUUUUUCCUCACGUUAAUGCAUGAUGGCGGCCGCGUUGAGAGGGAGCCUAGUAACAUUGGCCAAGGGUCUGAGUGCUGCCCGUUUGCAGCCGUUGUGCGCCCGGUCCCUGAGUUUGACCGGUCAGAAUGUUGCCGAGAGUCCCCCGGCACGUGCUGACAGCACCUUCAAGGUCACCAUGGUCCCUGGAGAUGGAGUUGGACCUGAGCUGAUGACUGCUGUCAAAGACGUUUUCAAGGCAGCUGAUGUUCCUGUGGAGUUUGAGGAGUUUCAUCUGAGCGAGGUGCAGAACAUGGCCAGUGAGGGGAAACUGGAAGAGGUGCUGUCCUCCAUGAAAAACAACAGAGUUGCCAUCAAAGGAAAGAUUCACACUCCUAUGGAGUACAAGGGUGAACUGGCAUCAUAUGAGAUGAGACUGAGGAGAAAGCUGGACCUGUUUGCCAAUGUGGUUCAUGUGAACAGCCUGCCUGGUUACAGCACCCGCCACAAUAACCUGGAUCUGGUCAUCAUCCGGGAGCAGACAGAGGGAGAAUACAGCUCUCUGGAGCAUGAGAGUGUUUCAGGAGUGGUUGAGUGCUUAAAGAUCAUCACCAGGGAGAAAUCUCGCCGCAUCGCUAAAUUUGCAUUCGACUAUGCCACCAAGAAGGGCCGCAGCAAAGUGACCGCUGUCCACAAGGCAAACAUUAUGAAGCUUGCGGAUGGUCUCUUCCUACAGAGCUGUGCAGAGUUGGCUGAACUUUACCCCAAGAUUAAAUACGAAACCAUCAUCAUUGAUAACUGCUGCAUGCAGCUGGUGCAGAAUCCAUAUCAGUUUGAUGUGCUAGUGAUGCCUAAUCUCUACGGCAACAUCAUCGAUAACCUGGCGGCAGGGCUGGUGGGCGGAGCCGGCGUAGUUCCAGGCGAGAGUUACAGCGCAGAAUAUGCUGUGUUUGAAACGGGUGCCAGACAUCCCUUUGCUCAGGCUGUCGGCAGGAAUAUCGCAAACCCCACCGCUAUGCUCCUCAGUGCAUCGAACAUGCUGAGACACCUCAACCUUGAGUAUCAUUCAAACAUGGUGUCUGAGGCUGUCAAGAAAGUCAUUAAGCAGGGCAAGGUUCGCACAUCAGACCUGGGAGGCUACGCGUCAAGCGAUGAGUUCACCAGGGCCGUCAUCGCUAAUCUGGCUGUCUAAACCAAUCCACAGCGCUGGUUCUCCAGUAUCAAAAGUCUUUUGGUCCAACAUUUCUCAUUUUCCCAGCUCAAGCCUUGCUAGUGGCCUAACAUUUCAGACUAUCACAUAGUCUACAACAGAGCACAAGUGUUGUAACUGUAAGAUUCAUAUUGUCUCUGGCCAGAACCACUGACAUUCCAGACUAUUACAGAAUGACUGGAUUGCUUUAUGAUGCUGCUUAAGAAACUAAUAUUUAUUCAGCUAUUUAUUAUUUCAUUGCAAUUGCUACAAGUUCAUUACAAUUAAUAAACAUUAUAA
This is a messenger RNA of Rhinichthys klamathensis goyatoka, 1515 nucleotides long. It is a transcript of the gene idh3b, whose product is annotated as isocitrate dehydrogenase (NAD(+)) 3 non-catalytic subunit beta. Gene Ontology annotation, cellular component: mitochondrion. The coding region runs from base 70 to 1218 and encodes 382 amino acids. The transcript has 11 exons. Lineage: Eukaryota; Metazoa; Chordata; Actinopteri; Cypriniformes; Leuciscidae. Gene Ontology annotation, molecular function: oxidoreductase activity, acting on the CH-OH group of donors, NAD or NADP as acceptor; NAD binding; magnesium ion binding. Gene Ontology annotation, biological process: isocitrate metabolic process; tricarboxylic acid cycle. The record is from RefSeq and is a predicted model, not a curated record.